AUGCCACCGAAGCAAGCAAAGCCAGACUCGCGCUCUUGCACCCUCCUCUUUAAGAAGCACAAGACCACCGUUCUCCUAUCACUUCAAUCACAUGAAACUAUCACAUCUGCCAAAGAGAAGCUUCUUCAGGCUUUGAAAUCACGACAGCUCCGCGACAUCAAUGGCGAUGUCAUUCCCGAUGACCCUGCGGCGAUAGAGCUGGGCGUGCCCAUGGACCGAAGCGACCUGGACAAAGGCUGGAUGAGCUUAACAAUGGACGUCCCAGGUCAAGAAAGCGGUGCUAAGACCGGACAGAAGAGGUCGUCAGAUACCCUGCAAGCUGCAGGGCUCCAGAAUGGCCACUCAGUCGCAUUCCGGUUCCGCAAAUCAGGAGCAGGUGAUGAGGUCGAUUUGGACAUGGACCUGAACGAUCCAGGCUGGGAUGUGAUUAUUCCAAGAUUUGAUGAAGAUGAAGAGGCAUAG
This is a messenger RNA of Penicillium maclennaniae, 462 nucleotides long. RefSeq lists its product as uncharacterized. Bases 1 to 462 code for a protein of 153 amino acids. The transcript has 2 exons. The record is from RefSeq and is a predicted model, not a curated record. Lineage: Eukaryota; Fungi; Ascomycota; Eurotiomycetes; Eurotiales; Aspergillaceae.